AUGGCCAAGAGAGUUCCGACCACCGGGACACGUCAAACCGGCCGGCGACUCAGGUAUCACCAAAUCCCCAGCGGAUCUCCUCGAUUCCAGACAUCAAAGAGUAUCGAGACGACUGGACGACCUACUCCCAGUCGUUCGAACGGCAACAAGAAAACGAAGAAACCUAGCAAUGCAACGCCGUCUUCUGAAGAUAAACUAACUUCGCCUCCCGUCCCGGCACCCAGCUUCCUUCGAAGAUCUUCUAGAUUGGAUUCAGGAGAGGCGAAGAAGAGCGAGAGUGAUCCCGGCUCAAGUGGAAGAUUCACGAAAGAAAUUGCUCCUGAUGGGAGGAAGAUUAGGGGUUCGAGGUCGGUCGAGGCGCCUCAGAAUCUGAGGAGGUCCUCGAGGUUGGCAUCCAUUGCGGUCAGGCACAUGAACGCGGGCGGAAUUCUUGGUUUGGUAGAGACGCCUCCGAAGGUGAAGAGGUCAUUGAGGUUGCAAUCCAUUGCGGUUAGGCAUGUGAAUGCGGAUGGAGUUCUUGGUUCGCUAGAGACGCCUCAGAAGCUGAGGAGGUCCUCGAGGUUGGCAUCCAGUGCGGUUACGCAUGUGACCACGGACGGAGUUCUUGGUUUGGUUGGUGAAGGGAAGGUGGAGGAUGUUGCGGAGAGGAAAGGAAAGCGGGACAAGAGAAGGAAAGUUGAAAUCUUGGUCGAGGAGAGGAAAGAGGUUGCAGGAGGAGAUGGCCAGGUCUAUCAUGAUUGUGCUGCGAAGGAUUGGACGGAAGAGCAAGAGAGAGCAUUGCAGAGGGCUUACUUGUUGGCGAGGCCUACACCACAUUUCUGGAAGAAGGUUUCCAAAAUGGUAUUUUCCUCUGAAUUAUUCUUCUUUGCUGUUCACUUUCCUGUUUGUGCUCUAGUUGCUUGA
Zingiber officinale is the source of this 903-nucleotide messenger RNA. RefSeq lists its product as uncharacterized. NCBI's taxonomy places the organism in Eukaryota, Viridiplantae, Streptophyta, Magnoliopsida, Zingiberales, Zingiberaceae. The record is from RefSeq and is a predicted model, not a curated record. The transcript has a single exon. Bases 1 to 903 code for a protein of 300 amino acids.